AUGACAGUUACACCAACCCCAGAACAGAAGCGAAUCUUUUUGUCAUCCCUCAGGAGAUCCCUCGGUCAGCUCGGCCUCGACAUCGUCCAUCCCUUUGCUGCCCAAAGCAACCCCAUGCCGACAUUUAGCCAGACCUCGACCCUGUCUAUCAUCGUCGGAAGCCACAAGACCUUCUGGAAGACCUUCCUCGCCCAGCACUACCCUUCAAAGUUCAACUCCGAGGCAGAAGCCAAAGACCCCAUGGACCACUACUGUGAGCGGCUCAUCCCCAGAGUCACCCUCCAAGCCCUCCAGGACGCUCAAUUGUGUUCGGACAAGGAAGGCCAGGAACUCACGACGACAUUCUCGGUCGCCUUUUCGCACUGGAGGAUCACGGUACCCCCUGCAGGAACGCCUCCACCUGGAUCAAAGCCUACAGGCUUUGUCGCACCGCCUGCCACCACGCUUCCUAUCCAACACGUUGCUCAGGCCGCAGGAUUCGCCUACUUUAACCCCAUUGCGUUCCUGAACGUUCAUCCUGUUUACGGUCCUUGGUUCGGCAUGCGAGCGAUUGUGAUGGUUGAUUUGCCCUAUGACCUCUCGGACAAUGCGGAGUUGUUGAUUACGGAGACUAACAAGACAGGCACCUAUUCCCGGGAUUCCAAGCCGAUUGAGGUCAACCCUGCGUUUGAGAAGCUGGCACCCGAGGAGAUUGAGGUUAGGAAUGCAGCAUUGGAGGUGACCAAGACGGCGCUGUUGACGAAGGGCUGGAAUGCGGAGGAUUGGAUGGACUGGGUUGCGUUCCGCCAGAGCCUGACGCAGGACAGGCCAGAGUGGAUUCCCUGGCGGUACUCUGAUAACCAGAUGCGGUACCACUACCAGAAGAAGCCCGAGUUCCUGGAGGAGUGCGCUAUCAAGUUCCAGCAAGGCCAGGAGCAGUGCACCUCUCCUAUCUAG
Linnemannia hyalina is the source of this 936-nucleotide messenger RNA. NCBI's taxonomy places the organism in Eukaryota, Fungi, Mortierellomycota, Mortierellomycetes, Mortierellales, Mortierellaceae. The record is from the annotation of a GenBank genome assembly.